Molecule: messenger RNA, 3694 nt
Organism: Cuculus canorus (common cuckoo)
Lineage: Eukaryota; Metazoa; Chordata; Aves; Cuculiformes; Cuculidae
Gene: API5
Product: apoptosis inhibitor 5
Exons: 14
Coding region: 123-1694 (523 amino acids)
Biological process (GO): negative regulation of apoptotic process
Cellular component (GO): nucleus
Molecular function (GO): RNA binding
Source: RefSeq, a predicted model, not a curated record
GCGGGGCGGCCGCUCUGGACGGCCCCUUGUUGGUGGCAUAGCUGCAGCGGAGUCGGAGUCGGUGUCGACGUCGUCGUGAGUGUUGGUGUUGGCGGCGGGUCGCGCCCGUUCUUCGCUGCAGCAUGCCCACCGUGGAGGAGCUCUACCGUAACUACGGGAUUCUGGCGGACGCCACCGAGACGGCGGGCCAGCAUAAGGAUGCUUACCAGGCUAUUUUGGAUGGUGUGAAAGGAGGUGCCAAGGAGAAGAGACUUGCAGCCCAGUUUAUUCCUAAGUUCUUCAAGCAUUUUCCUGAUCUAGCUGACUCAGCUAUCAAUGCCCAGUUGGACCUCUGUGAGGACGAAGAUGUUUCUAUCCGGCGACAAGCAAUCAAGGAAUUGCCUCAGUUUGCCACUGGAGAUAAUCUUCCUCGGGUAGCAGACAUACUGACCCAGCUUCUACAGUCAGAUGAUUCUGCGGAAUUCAAUUUGGUGAACAAUGCUUUGCUCAGUAUAUUUAAGAUGGAUGCUAAAGGGACUUUGGGAGGCUUGUUCAGUCAAAUUCUUCAGGGAGAGGAUAUUGUGAGAGAGCGAGCCAUCAAGUUCCUGUCUACAAAACUGAAAACACUGCCUGAGGAUGUGAUGACGAAGGAGGUAGAGGAGUUCAUAUUGACUGAAUCAAAGAAGGUGCUGGAAGAUGUGACGGGUGAAGAAUUUGUUCUAUUCAUGAAAAUAUUGUCAGGAUUAAAAAGCUUACAGACAGUAAGUGGGAGGCAACAACUAGUGGAGCUGGUAGCCGAACAAGCUGACUUGGAACAAACAUUCAAUCCAUCUGAUCCGGAUUGUGUGGACAGACUUCUGCAGUGCACUCGACAGGCAGUGCCACUCUUCUCAAAAAAUGUUCAUUCCACAAAAUUUGUCACUUACUUCUGUGAGCAUGUUCUGCCAAACCUGAGUUCCUUGACUACUCCAGUGGAAGGUCUUGAUAUCCAGUUAGAGGUUUUGAAGCUUCUUGCUGAAAUGAGUUCAUUUUGUGGCGAUAUGGAAAAGCUUGAAUCAAAUUUGAAGAAGCUGUUUGAUAAGUUACUGGAGUAUAUGCCACUUCCUCCAGAGGAAGCAGAGAAUGGGGAAAAUGCUGGUAACGAAGAGCCCAAGUUGCAAUUCAGUUAUGUGGAGUGUUUAUUGUAUAGCUUCCAUCAGCUGGGUCGUAAACUUCCAGAUUUCCUCACAGCCAAGCUGGAUGCAGAGAAGUUGAAAGACUUCAAAAUCAGGCUACAGUAUUUUGCUCGAGGGUUGCAGGUGUAUAUUCGGCAGCUCCGUCUAGCACUUCAGGGAAAAACAGGCGAAGCCUUGAAAACAGAGGAAAACAAGAUUAAAGUGGUUGCCUUGAAAAUAACCAAUAACAUUAAUGUUUUAAUCAAGGAUCUCUUCCACAUUCCUCCAUCUUAUAAAAGUACAGUUACACUGUCUUGGAAACCAGUACAGAAGGCAGAUGCAAGUCAAAAAAGAGCAAGUGAAGAUACAACGUCAAGUUCACCACCAAAGAAAGCUUCGGCAGGACCAAAAAGGGAUGCCAGGCAAAUAUAUAAUCCUCCCAGUGGAAAAUACAGCAGUAACCUGGGUAGUUUUUCUUAUGAGCAAAGAGGUGGUUUCCGGGGUGGACGAGGAAGAGGCUGGGGAGGACGUGGCAGUCGUAGCCGAGGAAGAAUCUACUGAGUAAACCGCUCGAUCUUUCAUGGCCCUGAAGGGCUCAAGUGAAAGCACUGCUCAGCAAGUUUGCUUGGAGUAUCAUUUCCUUCAAGGACUGCCUUCCAUUGAGACUGACUUAAAUGUUCUUUAUACCUUUAUAUGUAUGAUCUACUUUUCUAACGGACUACAACUUGUCCACAGUGAAACUACAGCUGUAUUUUUGGAUGCUUACAGUCAGCAGUUUUGGGCUCUUAUUUUUGAAGUGUCUUCUGGAUUUAUUCAAAAUUGGAAGAAAGCAUAGAUGUUUUAUCAAAAGCUACAUCUUGACAGCUACUGCGUAACUGAAACUAUAUAAUUGAGUUUAUGUAUUUAAAUAGUGGACAGGACAUAAAUGUCAGAUAAGCUUAGCAGCUGAAGUAAUCCUUUCCUCAUCUGUAACCAUACUUUGCAAUAUGUGGAGAAGAGUACUACUGUUAAAUCUGCUUUGAUUUACUUUUUUUAAUAGAAUUGAAUGAAAUACAUGCUGUUUUUUAAAGUUUGCAACAUGGAUCAAAAAUUAUUUUGCUUGUAGCAUGAAUAAGUCCUUUUACUUAGAGAUGUGGAGAACGUGGUGGUGUUUUGUUUGCACCUCUUACUCUUCUCCGUGCAUUGUAAUGCAGAAGUGAUGUUUUGCAAAUUAAUUUUUAAUGUUUAAUAUGAAUAUUGCAUAUAGUUAUGCCGUGAAAUUUCAGUAAAUGAACAGGAAAAACAAAACAAUAAAUGAGCAGAAUUAUUCCAAGAAUGGGUAGAGACUGAAGCAGUGAUUUGGCUUCAUAGGCUGGAGCUGGACCAUAGCAGUGCCUGGCUCUUAUCUAUGUUUUGUAGAUUUCUCAAUUUGUUGGUACUUGAGGGCUGCGUUAUUUGGUUUGAGUUGGGUUUUCUUUUUACCAGUACCUUUGCAUUUAAAAAUAUAUGAAUAAAUUUGUAUUUUGAGUAACGUUGAAAAAUUCCAACUGUGUAUUUCAAAUCAGAUGGAAAAGUUAACAAUUCCAUGCUAUUUUUUUCCAUAGCAGCUUGGGAUUCUUAUUUACUGGUACACCCAGAAAAUACAAUGUAAGAGCACAAUGCUUUUUUUUUUUUUUUAUUCUUGCCACUCAAAAUUUUUACUUCUCAGGUCAUUCAACAUUGAAAAGAAAUUAGCAGAUAGUAAAAAGUUGGGACAGAGGAAAAGAAUUUUGGUAAGUGUUCCAGGGCAUGUUGAUGUAAAAUAGCUUAGGCUUUAGAAGAGUGAAGACUAUUUCUUAUCUUUGCUUUGUCCAGCCAUUUGAUAUUCGCAGACACAGACAAGUUGCUGAUAGCAAUGUUUCCCUACCUAAUUCCAUUUGUAUUUGCUUGUGAAUCUCACUCAGGUGUCUUCAUUAACACUCUUUGAUAUUUAUCACUGCAAUAAGGUCAGAAUACCGAAGCUGUGUCAAAGUUAGAGAUAUUGUCAAUGUUAAAUUAGAAGUCUAUUUUUGCUUAACUCUGGAGCAGUAGGCAGCAAACUUUGGACAUUCCAGGACAUGUGAGCUGACUUUGUAUUUCUGAUUACAUGCCAGCAGAUAAACUCAAAUCUGUCUCUAAAACCAACAAACCUGGCAAAGAGCUUUCAAGGACGAAUUCAUAAGAUCAAAAUGCCACUAUGAAUAUAGGCAGUAGUUGGGUAAUAAACUUCCAUUGGGUGAAAAAAAUAGACAUUUUGCACUUGUGGCCAUAAAUAGCGUUUUGAGGGAUUUAAAAGUAUAAUCUCAAAGCAUAAACAUAACUUGUACUUAGACUAAUAAGUAGGUACUGCACUGAAUGUUGAGUGAGUUUUCUUCAUAGGACUCCUGUUUUUCAGAGGUGAUGUGCAAAGUUCUUGUGGCCUACGAAGUAGUUAGAUUCUUUUUUCUCCCCCUCAGUUUCACGUUUAAUUUUAAUGCAGUGAGUUUUUGUGGAGACCUGUUUACCAUCUUGUUGAAUUGUAAAUGUUCCCUUGCGCUUUUGGAAUAAAUUCAUUUUGUAAUUUU